AAUCACUGGGGCUGCGUGACAGUCGAAGAAGUACAGUCGAAGAAGUUGAAAAGUAUUGUGAAUUCCAACAAGUAGAUGGAUAAACUCAUUUGCACUGAAACCUUCUUAAACAGGACCAUGGAAGACCAGCAUGUGGUUACUGUAGUUACACAAGACAGUGGGUGUGGAUGUCCACAUGAGAAAUCAGAGAUCCUCAAAGAACACCCAACGCAGCCACUGUCUUUUACAUUUGUGCCAGUUGUCAGAAAGUUGCCGACUCAAGCCUAUGCUAAUGCUUCAAUACACAGUGGAAAAUGUGGACAACCCAAAUGCAAGCCAAAUGAGCAUUUAGGAACACAAGAAGAGGCGACAUCUGACAUGACUAUGCUACAAGACGGCAUUUUCAAAGCAAAAAUUGUGUUCAUUGGUGAUUCAGAUGAUGAAGGAGAAGCUGCCCCUGUUCAUCCUCACUGUCUUGAGCAAACCAAUGACAUUGCAAGAAUUGAGCCUCAGCUUCAGCAAUACAAGAUCAAGUCAAGCUACAAGGCAUAUGCAGCAAUACCCUCAAACACACUGCUCUUGGAGCAGAAGGCAAUAAACAGGGAGGUUGACAAUCCAGUGUACUCCCCUGUUGACGAUAAAAUAAUGUCAGAAACCCAUGCAGAGAUAUGUUCACCAGCACAGCUUCGGCCUAUGCGACGAUCCCAUUCUGCUCCAAUUUCCCUGCAGAAACUAAUGGAUUCUGAUGCACCAAAAAAUUUUACAAUGCUACCGCGAUCUGCUGGGCGGGAGACUAAAUAUGCCUCUUUCCAUCUGUUGCAAUCUGGUUUUGCUGAGAAACAACUGACCAAGCCUGGAGUUAUACGACCAGUAGCUGUUAUUCCUAAAUUUCCGGAAGAGAGAGAGGAGUAUCAGCCCAAUCCAUUCAGACAUUACCUUGAAGAGACUUCAGAUGCUGAACUUCAACAGCCUCAACACCCUAUAGUGACUAUCCAUGAAAAUGAAGCUCUCAGCUCAAAAGAGCUUAACAACACAGUGAGAGGACUCAGCAAAACAGAUGCCACCAGAUGCCCUGGCAUCCCAAAGAUGAGGCUCCAAGAUACAACCGAUGGCCACAGCCAUGGAUUACUUCAAAUUACAGAAGAGGAAGACGAGAAAGUUAAUAAAUCCUUCACAGGUAUGAUAACAUCACCAAGGACCAUAUCCAGUUCUAUUAACUCAGCAGCUGUGAAGAUGGUUAGGGAAACCAGCAUUUAAAAGUGUCUGAGUGUUUGCUCUAACCCAGAAAUGUGCUCAAGCAUAUCAUGUGAAAAUUAUGUGGUGAAGCAACUUGGUUUUUAUUACUUUCUGCUACAGGAUAGUUGUUUAAUUUCACUUUUAUAAAAUAGUUCAAUAAAAGUUCAUAUUUUAAGAACUCCUGUCAAUAUAUAUGCAUAACAAUGGGCAAGGUUUAUAUUGCACCAGUAAGCUUUUUAAAUACUGCCAAGAAUUGUGUGUGUGCAGAAAGGCUGAUAUGUCAGCAGAACUAUUAUGUGAUGUUUUGUGGAAAUGAUUUUUUUUGAUAACACUAUUCAUUUUUGUUUAUUUUAGAAUGCUUUAAGGCCACCCAAAACAUAUUUCAACACCCUGUUCUAAUGAAUCAUAAAUCCUUGGCAUGCAGAAAAAAAACUAAAAAACUAAAAAGCUAAAACAAAACAAAAUAAAUACAAGAUCGUAACAAAGGCAAUAGAAAAGCAUCCUUAGUCAUGACAUUUUACUUAACUGAAGUUUCAAUAACUCAGGACUUCAAUAUGAUGAUAGGUUUUUACCCACAAGUUACAUAAAAUAGGUUCCCAGUUUCCAUAGCUAACUGCCUGCUCUUUACACAUAAGUGAACCUGUAUCCUUGCUACCUUCCUUGCAAGAUGUUUCUUCAACCAGGACCCUUGGGGUCUCAUUAAAGUCAUCUAUAUAGCUCAUUAGUUAGAAAAAAGUUAUUUGUCUUCUUGCCAUAGAGGUACCAAGUGAUGAUUUCUACAACAAACUAUCUGCUGGGAUUACUCAUGCAGUUGAUGGGCAUUCACAGGAAACAUCAACAGUUAGACUUUAAUAUACUUCUUAUUUAUUCUCAACUGGCCCCCUCUGCGUGCAUUGAGACGGAAAGAAAAAUGGUGAUUAGCAAAUCAAUAUACUGUAUAGAGAAGCAAUGGACUUUAAUUGUUUUGUCUUCGGGAUGUGCCUGAAGCCAACCAUUUAAAGUAUUUGAUUUAAAUAAUAGGCUCUAAUCAUAUUACCCUAUCUGUGUUAGUGACAUAUAAUUUCCUGGUUAUUAAUAGUAGAGGGCUUGUUAGAUUUCCAUUUAUACUUUUUUAAUACUUUGUCUGUUCAGUUAAUCAGCAGGAUAUCUAGAUAUGUCCACUGAGAUAAUAUAACAUUAUAUUUGUGUACUGUGAUUAUGACAAUCAAGCAUCUAAUAGUACAUGUGAGUUUUACUAGUGCAUUUCCAUCUGCUUCAGUGUUGAAGACAGUGUUUUUUUUCUUCAAAGGACUGCAAUACUUAUAUCUGCCACUGUUUAGAUCAAUUGAAUACAUCCCAUGUUUGUACCAACAUAAUGAUCUGUGUUACGAAAUCCCCAUUGUCCUAUUUUCGUUUUGCAGCUUAAAAAGACGCUGAAUUGAAGAUGAUUAUCAAGAUUGUAAUAUAUUAUGAAAUGAUUUUACAUUAACUACUUCUUUUUUAUUGUAUGUUAUGCUAUGCAUGUCACAUAUUAAACCUACUGAAAAUGUUAUUUAAAUACUGUAUGGCAAUCGGUAACACUUUAGUUCAAGCAGACCUGAAAAGACAGGUAGACUAUAUCCGUUAUAAGAGAUUAUAAACAAUAGCAAAAAAAAAAAAAAAUGGCAAAAGUGUUUAACAAUAGUUUCAUUAUUUCUAAUCAUAUUUUAUAUUUGUUAAUAGCAUAAUUAAUAAUGUGUUUAUAGAUUGGUUAUAAGCACGUACAAAGGAUCACUAAACUAAAGUGUUAACUGGCAAUCUACGAUUGUAUAAACUCCCUAUAUCAAAAGCAGAGGUGAAAGUAAGUCGGUACGGCCUGGAUUAGUGUUAGAAAGCAGUACAUCGUCAGAAUGUGGUAUGCAUACCAAAACUUGACCCGUGUUAUGUUAGAAAGCGGUACGCUGUCACAUUGAAAGUGGUACACUGUCAGAUUUUGGUACAGAUGCAAUCAAUUACGAUCUGAUGGGUGUUUUCCUAUUGUCAAACUUGUACAUUUACCAUUAAUUAUACAUUAUUUUUUGCAAACUUAAACAGGAAUCAAUUUCUCUAAAAAUAAAAAAAAAAUCAUGAUGAACAAGACAAAAUGAGAAAAAAUUGUAAAAAAAUUUACAAGAUCCAAUGUAUUGCAUAAAUAUUCGCUUACUAUUUUCUUAAUGGUGGAAAAAUAUGAUAAAUUGUAUUAACAAAGAUGUAAGACUGGAAAAUAUGAUAAAUUCAAUUAAAAAGAUAGCAUAAAGUACCAGAUUUGAAAGAGUGCUUCCCUGCUUUCUUGGCUGAAGUUGUUAGACUUUGUUUAGGCAUGUGCGAGCCUGCGUACCACUUUUUACUAUGUACCUGAAAAUAACACUACACCGGUAAGAAAUUAAAGAUACUUUCACCUCUGAUCGAAAGGUUCUGUGCAUUAUCUUAAGGGGUGGUCAAAAACCCUUUGAACUCAUUUUGAGCCAACUGAAAUUAAUUUUUUUAACAUAAACUUUUAAUUAAAGCUGAUUCAGUGCUGUUACAUAACAUGUUAAUCUACUUUUUCAGAAUAGACAACGUCACCUCAGCAGCAUUCUGUAAAUGAUCACAGCAUGCUGUGAAGACACCAGUUCCCUGUGUGCAUUUGACAUGUUUCUUGAUGUUUUAAUUAAGAAUCACAGUUGGCUCAAAAGUAAUUAAUUACAGCUCUGGAAGGUUGCAAAUAAUAUUCCCAAAAGUUUAAUUUGUAUAUUGCCUUGAAAACACAAAGCCUUCAAGAAUUUACAGUAUUUAUACUGCUUUACGUUGAUACAUUUUAUAUUAAUAAAGAUUUAGCAAUUGUAUUACCUAAUUUGCCAUUUCCAGUGUUUUGAUGUAAAUA
Molecule: messenger RNA, 4075 nt
Organism: Acipenser ruthenus (sterlet)
Lineage: Eukaryota; Metazoa; Chordata; Actinopteri; Acipenseriformes; Acipenseridae
Exons: 13
Coding region: 76-1236 (386 amino acids)
Biological process (GO): negative regulation of transcription by RNA polymerase II
Cellular component (GO): PML body; sarcolemma; nuclear envelope
Molecular function (GO): lamin binding; transcription corepressor activity
Source: RefSeq, a predicted model, not a curated record